Lodderomyces margitis is the source of this 837-nucleotide messenger RNA. RefSeq lists its product as uncharacterized. The record is from RefSeq and is a predicted model, not a curated record. Lineage: Eukaryota; Fungi; Ascomycota; Pichiomycetes; Serinales; Debaryomycetaceae. The coding region runs from base 1 to 837 and encodes 278 amino acids. The transcript has a single exon.
AUGAUGUUGCCCAUAUUGAUUUUCGUUUUGAGUCUCGGCAUCUCAAUCAGCUCAAGCACAAAGAUAGGUACGGAAGACGAGCAUAAAAUUUCCAUUGUGGAGUCAGAAGAAGUCCAUUCCUGGCUAUUUCGCAAUGAACAGCAUUUACUAUCAUCCAAAUUGUGGAACAAUUUGGAAUCUGCAAGUCUGGAAUUCAAUAAAACAAUCAUCCACUUGAAUGAAACUGAUCAAACUUUCCUUCUUUCAUCAACCCAUCCCUUAACAUUUUACGAGAUUGACCCAGGAGACCCAAAUAGAUUUUCAAAUACCGUUCCAGUUACAGGAUGCUUGAGAAUGGCCAAUAAUACUUCAAGUAUCACAUAUAUCGAUGCGCAAGGAUACUCGCUUUCCACGCCACCAGGGAUAUCAGUUGGGAUUUCCUUGUUAAUUGUAAGUUUGGCAAACGAUUAUGGAUUUGAUGGAUUGGGGAGUAAGCUCUACAUGAGUAACACCAUUAUUUGUCGGGCCGGCAUCGGUGAAACGAUCCAAGUCCAAAAGAAUUUGAAGAUUAUUUCGUUUCCAUCGGCAAAAGUAAAAAAGCAUAUUUGGAAGAAGAAGCGGAAGAUGAAACCAAUAAUAAGUGGAUUGAAAGGUUUCUGGCAGAAAAUGAAAGCGGGUAAUGGUGUGCAUGUUGCAAGUUCAGGUGAAUGGACAAAGGGAAAAUGGGAAGAUAUUUACACAUUAUACAAGUAUAAAAAAUUGGGAUUGCUAUUUUUCAAUUUGAAUGAGUUGAAACACGAAAAGCUGUUUUGUGAGAGUAGAGAAGAUUAUUUACAAUGUCUGGUUUUAAACCAUUGA